This is a messenger RNA of Psammomys obesus (fat sand rat), 3142 nucleotides long. RefSeq names its product proline rich nuclear receptor coactivator 2 (gene Pnrc2). The coding region runs from base 480 to 899 and encodes 139 amino acids. Gene Ontology annotation, cellular component: P-body; nucleus. The transcript has 3 exons. NCBI's taxonomy places the organism in Eukaryota, Metazoa, Chordata, Mammalia, Rodentia, Muridae. Gene Ontology annotation, biological process: nuclear-transcribed mRNA catabolic process, nonsense-mediated decay. The record is from RefSeq and is a predicted model, not a curated record.
GCAGGCGCGUCUCCCCGGGAGCUGAGGAGAGCCAGCGGGCUCGCCUUGCGGGUGACCGGGAACACGGGCUUCCGAGUAUUAAAAUUGGAGGCCCUCCCAGCUUGGUGAGGACGUUCGCUAAUUUGGCCAGUUAGAACUGAAUGAAGUGCUGACGAACCGCUCGCUUGGGGGAGACGUGCAUGGCUAAACAUGUAAGGUGGUUCUGGUUUGCGAAAACUUGGUACCAGCACCGCAGUCAUAAGUAAAAAAGCAUAAGCUAGGACUUCUCUCACAUUUGUGUGCUGAGGAGACUCGAUGUUGGCCUCAGCUCCUAGGCUGAAAUCAGCAGAUUGGCUCAUGAAAACUUGUGUAUUGAGACAAAGGAAAGGAUCUAGCAGAAAGCAACGUCUCUUAUCUUGGGCUUGGCAGCAAAGAAGAGGACAAGUAGUGGAAAUCCUGCAAUCUGAAAAGCAGACUGAAAGGUGACAAAGAAGCAGAAAAUGGGUGGUGGAGAGAGGUAUAACAUUCCAGACCCUCAAUCAAGAAAUGCUAGUAAGAACCAACAACAGCACAAUAGACAGAAGACCAAGGAUCAGAAUUCUCAAAUGAAGAUUGUUCAUAAGAAAAAAGAAAGAGGACAUGGGUACAAUCCAUCAGCAGCUGCAUGGCAGGCUAUGCAAAACGGAGGAAAGAACAAGAGCCUUUCUAACAACUCAAAUUGGAAUGCUAGCUUAUCAAGUCCUAGCUUGCUUUUUAAGUCUCAAGCUAAUCAGAACUAUGCUGGAGCCAAAUUUAGUGAACCACCAUCACCAAGUGUUCUUCCCAAGCCACCAAGCCACUGGGUUCCCGUUUCCUUGAACCCUUCAGAUAAGGAAGUAAUGACAUUUCAACUUAAAACCUUACUUAAAGUACAGGUAUAAAAAUUAGAUAAAUACUAAUUUUAAAAUUUGUGAUGUUUACAUAUAGCCAUCAAUAGGCUUGACAUUUCAUGAAAAACUGCUAAUUUUAAGUAUUGAGCAGACAUUGAUUUAUGUGCUGUGUGCACUAUAUUGCAAUAGUGUCAGUUCAAUUUAAGUGACUAAUCAAUUCUUGGUAGUAGUGUUGCUAACUAAAUUCAAGUUUAGAUUUGGGAAAUGGUAAUCAGCCUUUUUAUUGUGAUCUGAAAAAUAAGGUUUAUGGGUCAAUACUCAUUUGAAGAAAGAUGAAAAAGACUGAAGAGAAGGUGCACAGUUGAGUUAUAUAUCCUAGGGUCACCCGAAUCAUCAAAAAAAAAGCUACGUCCUAGGUUGUACAGUAGUAAAUGUAUAAAGGGCAGUUGGAGCUUACUAGAACGAGGCCAAGGAGGUAGCCCAGUGCUGCGUGCGUCCUUAAAUGUAGUGGACAGAGAUAUACCAAGUAGUAUUGAACAUUCAAAGAACAUUUUUAUGCUAUAGCAUCCCCCAAAGCUACUGAGGUGGUCUGGCCUCAUCCAUACAAAGCUUGCUUGAAGCAGGGAGUUAUAUAUGUGAAAAUUAAGUUUUUAGGGAAGAAAGAGCCAUGUAAAUAAAUGUAAUAAGUUUGUAACAUAUGUAAAGUUUUCUUGGCUUUUAUUCUACAAAGUGAGACUAUUUUUUAAUGUGAAUUUGCCGAAUGUCAGGCCCUCAACUUUUUUUAUGCUAUGGCCUAAUUUUAAAGGUCUCCAGUUUUUAAGACUGCCCUUGUACUUAAGUGCCAGUAAAUCAAUGUGACUGGCAUGAACUACAAAGCAAAUCUGUUAGCUGAAAAGACUUAAGCUGCUAUGAUAUUUCCUGUUUUUUAAAAGAUGUUAAGAUGCAGUUUAAGACUCCCUCCCCAAUCUUCUUGAACCCAAAGACUCAUUUUGGCUUUAUCAAUCCUAAAAGUAACUGACGAUUAAGUGCAACCCAGCAUUAUUUAUGAAAAAAGUAAUCUCUUGCAUGGUGGUUAACCCAAAUAGCAAGUUACUUUUCAAUGUUUAUAUUGUAUUUUCUCAAUUUUCAUUGUAUUCCUCAAUUAAGUUCAGAGCAGGCAUUGCCCAUCCUAAAGGACAAUCUCAUAGAUUAUGAUUGAUUCUAAAACAAAAAAUUUGAAAAUAAAAAUUUUUUUCCUCCCCAGUAUAUUGUUUUUAUUUAAAUUAUCUUGAGAUGACUGUGAUGGCACUACUUUUGCUUGCUCUAUGGGAGUUAAGUUAGACCUUUUUCUUUUGAGAUGGGGGUCUCUGUAGCUUGACUGCUGAGAUUAAAGGUGUGUACCACCAUGCCCACGUAGACUCUGACUUACUUUCCUAUACUGCCAAGGGGGUAAAAAGAUCACCUGUGCAACCUUACAAUAAUAAAGAAUCUCAAAAAAAAAAGAAAGAUUAUCCCCAGUUUAUAAUUAAGUACAAAAUUAACAAGUCAAACUAGCAAAAAUUCGUAGUUUGCUGGCAGAGGGAGCCAGAUCUCUAACAGUCUGGUUUAGAAUUCCAGUCUCAAAAAUCCAAGUGUGAUCAUUAGCAAUUGCAUAGCUUGCUUUCUGGUGGAUACAUUUUGCCAAGGAGGGCAUUUUAAAGUAGUUGAACAAUCCCACAUGAAAGCUAUGCAUGCACACUGCAGGACCUAUUUAGAGGAAAAGUUAGAUUAUCAUUUGAUGUCCCAAUGUAAUUCUGUAGACAUAGCUAAUGUUAAAUUCUUUAGUGUCUCUGCAUACACACUUUGUAUGUUAUAAUAAUACAAAAACAUAACUGGAUUUCUAGUUUGGGACUAAAAUGUUUGCUGACCUUAUAAACACGUUAUUAGACACCAAUAAAGCAUACCUGUAUAAGCCCAUUACUUAGGCAGAAACACCAAAAAAUAAAGAGCACUUGGGACUGGCAGGUUGACACACAUUUAAUCCAAACACUGAUCUACAGAGCAAGUUCCAGGACAGCCAGGGCUAUUACAGAAACUGCCUGGAAAACCACAAAAAGCACUCAUGAAGUCUAAGUCAGCCUUCAAUAAGCAUGGUUUCGUGAAUUUCCAGAAAAUGUUCCUGCCAGAGGCAUAAAACAUGGUAGAAUCUACUGGGCAGAGUUGCUCAAGGCUAUUGUGUGAGCUUUCUAUUAUGUAUUUUGGUGGCAGUGAUAGUAUAAGACUCUAUGGCAACCUUAUCUUUAAAAAAAAAAAAAAUAAAGUGCAAAAUAUGAAGA